This is a messenger RNA of Hippocampus comes (tiger tail seahorse), 768 nucleotides long. Its product is annotated as dnaJ homolog subfamily C member 15-like. The transcript has 6 exons. NCBI's taxonomy places the organism in Eukaryota, Metazoa, Chordata, Actinopteri, Syngnathiformes, Syngnathidae. The record is from RefSeq and is a predicted model, not a curated record. The coding region runs from base 4 to 462 and encodes 152 amino acids. Gene Ontology annotation, cellular component: PAM complex, Tim23 associated import motor. Gene Ontology annotation, molecular function: ATPase activator activity. Gene Ontology annotation, biological process: protein import into mitochondrial matrix.
AACAUGGCGUCCUCCACCGGCGGAUUGUCAGCUUUGGACGGCGGAGAAAUGAUGCGCUACGCGGAGUACAGCCCGAAAGGGAGCUCGAGGAGCGACGCGGAGAUCGACCGGCGGCUGGGUGGUACGCUGAUUGCAGUCGGCCUUGGGGUGGCUGCUGCCGGUUUUGCAGGUCGCUACGCCUUCCAGCUGUGGAAGCCCCUUGGCCAGAUGUUCUCGGAAACGGUGCGCAAGAUGCCGACAUCUGCAUUCUCGUCGUACUACAAAGGAGGCUUCGAGCAGAAGAUGUCCAAGCGGGAGGCCAGCCUCGUCCUUGGCAUCAGUCCAGUCAGUGCAAAGGCCAAAGUACGCGAGGCACACAGGAGGAUCAUGGUCCUCAACCAUCCCGAUAAAGGAGGUUCACCGUAUCUCGCCGCCAAAAUCAACGAGGCCAAAGACCUUCUGGACAAAGACAUGCGGCGGUGACCACCGUCAUCGUUUCCCAUCAUCUCUUGCACAGUCCAGGCCACAAAAUAGGGACAUCCACCUUACCCUUUUUUGAUCACGCCCAUGUACUAAUAUUUAAUAACUGUCCUCUUAUUUUUUGGGUCAAAUUGACCCAUGUCAAAAUAUAUAAAAGUUGUGACAGGUUAGUUGUUUUUAAGUUAUGAAAUUUAAUAUGCUUGGCUGUGUUGUGGUUGUAUUUUUGUUACAGAACUGUCUUGACAAUUAAACAUCCCCCAGAUACAAUUGGCCCAUUUUAAAGGGGGGAAAAUAUAUAAUUACAGUUAA